This is a messenger RNA of Nerophis lumbriciformis (worm pipefish), 1068 nucleotides long. It is a transcript of the gene mrps26, whose product is annotated as mitochondrial ribosomal protein S26. Lineage: Eukaryota; Metazoa; Chordata; Actinopteri; Syngnathiformes; Syngnathidae. The record is from RefSeq and is a predicted model, not a curated record. Gene Ontology annotation, cellular component: mitochondrial small ribosomal subunit.
GACUCUUCCCGCCCGACCACUUCCCGGUCAGAGGACACAAGAUGGCCGCCAGCUUGCUCCCCCGAUGUUAGUACCGCAGUGUCAAUGUUACACUUUUCUUCCCAGGCGGCGUCCAGGUUUCGGCUAACGGACACUUUUAACCACUAAAAAAAAAAAAAAAGAAGCGGGAUACCUUUUUUAGACGCUUCGUCGAACCAGAGAAAUGUUCCAGGCAAUCGGCCACAGAGGCGUUCAUGUCGCUCGGUUACUGGCGCCCAGGCACGCCGUGCUGGUGGAGGCUGUACGCGGGAGGAAGUCGCGCACGGACCCGGUGGCCAAGUCCAAGCUGGGCCGAGUCAAAUACCCUCCCCCGGUGGACCCGGUGGAGAUGGUGGUGCUGCGGGAGAGAUACGCCGACUACACGCUCAUCUUGAGGGCGCUGCGUCUGGAGUUUAAGGAGGCGCUGCUCCGAAAGAAGUACGAGGAGGAGACGGGCUCCCUGGCGGAGGAGAAGGCGAGGCAGGAGACUAUGGAGCAUCGUGCCCUCAUGGCGUGGAACGACCAGGAGAACCAACGCCUGCUCCAACUACGACUUUUGAGGAUUGAGAAGGAAACCGAAGAGGCGCAGCGUCAACGUGUGGAAGCAGACCUGGAGCGUCAGCGAGAAGAAGAAGAAUUCCUCCGGCAGAAGGAAGAGGAGGUGCUCCAGUUGCAGGAGGAUGCAAAGAACUUCAUCACUUUGGAGAACUUGGACCAGCGCAUAGAAGAGGUCUUGGACAACCCCAAGAAUUACAAUUUCGCCAUCGACAAGGAAGGGCGAGCUGUCAAACAGACCGUGUUGCAGUGAACCGGCCAAGUCUGGACGCCAUCCCAGCUCCAACCGGAAGUGGAUUUUCAUCUCUAAAAGAAUGCAGACUCUCCUGGAACUGAAGAAAGCUCAAGCAUCAGGCUGAUAAGUGACUGUAAGGUACUGAGGAACCGUCAUGGAUGACGUGUUUAACGGGAGUCCUCAAAGUUUGUUCUGUUGACGUGACUCAGUUAUUUGAUUCUGUAUAAACCAACAACUAAGAUCAAAUGUCAUUUAUUCAC